ACAUAAUUUCAGAAAAAGGAAUUGUGGAAGGCACCUUACUCAGAAAAGGCACGGGCCUAGACAUUUUACAUCUUAAUGCAUGUUUACAUACGCGGCGAAAAAUCAAGGUAGCUCUAUAUUGCACCGCAUUGCAACCAUAACUUUUUCUGCCAAAUAAAAAAACAAGGAAGGGAAGAGCUCACUCUGCCCCCUCAAGAAGAGCUGUGUAAUAGAAUUGCAUUGCUGAAAUGAUGAAGAUUUGUGAUGAAUGGAAACCUUUUAUAGUAAUGAUAGCAAUUGAUUUUUCUUUUGCCGCUGUGAAUGUUCUUCUCAAGAAAGUCCUUGAAGAAGGAAUGAACCAUUUGGUUUUCAUCACAUACCGUCUCUCAAUUGCUACCAUUUUCAUAGCCCCUAUUGGCUACUUUAGGGAAAGAAAUGGCAGACCAAGGCUCACAUUUCGAAUUCUAUGUUACCUCUUCUUCAGUGCCAUUGUUGGGGCAUCAGUGACUCAGUACUUUUUUCUUCUGGGGAUCCAAUACACUUCUGCUACAUUUUCUUGUGCUUUCAUAAACAUAGUGCCUGCGGUCACGUUCAUCAUGGCUUUGCCAUUUGGGUUAGAGACAGUGAACAUCAAAUGCAACAGUGGAAGAGCUAAGAUUGUUGGCACAUUGGUGUGCAUAGGAGGCACUUUGUUGUUGACACUUUACAGAGGAAAGGCCUUGUUUAAUUUUUCUCAUUAUCAGUCUGCAGUGAAGCUUGCUCCUACAAGGACAGCAAGAGGAUGGACUAUUGGUGUAAUAGCUUUGAUCUUGGGAACCCUCUUCUGGUCUUCCUGGUUCAUUUUACAAUCAAAUAUAAGCAAGAGAUAUCCAUGCCAGUAUUCUAGCACAGCCAUCAUGAGCUUCUUUGGAGCAAUUCAAUCAGCUGCCAUUUGCUUCUUCACUGACCAAAACUUGUCCAUUUGGGUUCUCAAAGGAAAGAUACAACUAAUUUCUAUUCUGUAUGCUGGAAUGAUUGGAUCAGGUUUGUGUUUUGUGGGCAUGUCAUGGUGUGUGAAGAAGAGGGGUCCUGUUUUUACUGCAGCAUUCAGUCCUCUUGUUCAGAUAAUGGCAGCCAUGAUUGAUAUCCCUUUCUUGCAUGAACAGCUCCAUCUUGGAAGUGUGAUUGGGUCCAUCCUGGUGAUGAUUGGAUUAUACAUUCUUCUGUGGGGUAAGAGCAAGGAGAUGCAGAAUCGUUUGGUUAACCUAGAUCAGGAAGCUGAAGAAACCAAGGAACAAGAGCCACAACUGCAAAUACAACACUUAACAGUGACUUGUGAUUCGCGGUGUCAAUGACGUGUGUGUUUGUUUUUCGGUUGAGAUGCAUUAUAAUGUUCUUUCACAUCACUAUUGUGAAUUUUAAUACACAUUCACCCAGUGAAAUAUACUCCGUAGAAUGGAUGUAUGUAGUUUCACAUUUACCUAACACAAAUCCAAAUAGGCUAGACAUAGUGUCAUAUUUAUGGCUGUUUACUUAAACAAUUACAUCGGCAAAUGCAUAAUAAAAGGUUAUGGUUUGAUCCUC
This is a messenger RNA of Lotus japonicus, 1542 nucleotides long. Its product is annotated as WAT1-related protein At3g30340-like. The transcript has 7 exons. Gene Ontology annotation, cellular component: plasma membrane. The record is from RefSeq and is a predicted model, not a curated record. NCBI's taxonomy places the organism in Eukaryota, Viridiplantae, Streptophyta, Magnoliopsida, Fabales, Fabaceae. Gene Ontology annotation, molecular function: transmembrane transporter activity. The coding region runs from base 228 to 1313 and encodes 361 amino acids.